Molecule: messenger RNA, 2811 nt
Organism: Pyrenophora tritici-repentis Pt-1C-BFP
Lineage: Eukaryota; Fungi; Ascomycota; Dothideomycetes; Pleosporales; Pleosporaceae
Source: RefSeq, a predicted model, not a curated record
AUGAACGGCUAUCCCUACCCCACCCGGCCCUUCACCCAGCCGCCCAAUGGGAACAUGAUGAUGGACAUCAACGGGGACGGCAUGAACAACUACGACAUGGUCGAGGGCCAGUCGCUCGACUCGAUAGUCGCCCAAAACGACAAGGACAACCGCCGCCGCAGCAUGCCCGUCUUUACAUGGAAAGAGUUCCAGUUCGACAUGUCGACUGCCGCCAUGGACAACAUGAUGCGCGGCAACACCACCUUUCCACGCACCUCCGCCGACAUGCAAAACGACCGCUUACCCGCUGCUGACCUGACCAUCAACAGCCAGUUCCAAGGCCAAACGUCGCCUUUUCCAUCCAUCGGCGGCAGGUCCAGCUUCCUCGGCCGUACCCCUAGCCAGGACCAAGUCAGCAUGCGGUCAAAUUCCAGGCCCCAGAGCGACCCGCACUCGUCCAAUAGCGUGCCAACGCGCAUGACCCUGGCUUCGCUGCAGAAUCAGCAGCCCAUCGGACAAGACCCCGCCCAGGAUCUGCCAAAGGAAGUGAUGAACAAGCAGCUGCAGGACUUCAAGAUCCCCUGGCCGACACCGGCUGGCGGGUUUCCGUCGACCAAGCAUCAAAACCCUCACCAGAAAACCCAAUUUAAAAAUGCCUACUCCUCAACCGGCUUUGACAUGCUCGGAGUGCUGAUGCGUGUCGCAUCACGCCCUGAACCACAGAUCGACAUCGGGUCUGUCGAUCUCUCGUGCGCUUUCGUAGUUUGUGAUGCUGAACUGGACGACAUACCUAUCGUGUACUGCUCGGAGAACUUUGAGCGACUGACAGGCUACACAAGACAUAUGAUUCUCGGGCGAAAUUGCCGCUUUCUUCAGGCCCCAGACGGCAAGGUCGAAUCUGGAAUCAAGCGUAACUAUGUCGAUGACGACUCUGUCUACUACCUGAAGAACAUGAUUGAGUCUCGCGCAGAAGCCCAGAUCAGCUUGAUCAACUACAGGAGGGGUGGCCAACCGUUCAUGAACCUUCUCACAAUAAUUCCAAUCGCAUGGGAGCCUGGCGGCAAGAUGAAGUUCUUUGUCGGAUUUCAGGUCGAUCUAGUGGAGCAACCGGGAGCAAUGACCAACAAGAACUCGGAUGGAUCUUACCGAGUUAAUUACCAGCGCGGCAUGUCGAUGCCCAGCUAUGUCUUCAGCGACCACCACAAGCCGCAACACGCCGAGCAAGGCCAAACCAUAUCCAAAGACGAAGUAUCCAACGUCCUGGCCGCGUACAGUGGAAGCGGGGACUCUGAGAUGACGAGACGCAUCUGGGACAAGGUUCUUCUUGAAAACAGUGACGACGUUGUUCAUGUCUUGUCGCUCAAGGGACUGUUCUUGUAUCUGUCGCCCGCCAGUAACAGAAUACUCGAAUAUGACCCAAGCGAGCUUGUCGGAACAGCGCUGUCGUCUGUCUGCCACCCUAGCGACAUCGUCCCGGUUACGCGAGAACUCAAAGAAACCACAAGUGGUGCCUCAGUCAAUGUCGUCUUCCGGAUACGGCGGAAGAAGAGCGGAUACAUGUGGUUUGAAGGCCAUGGUUCGCUGCACACCGAACAAGGCAAGGGUCGCAAGUGUAUCAUCUUGGUUGGACGUGAACGACCAGUCUACACUCUCAGCAAAGCUAUCGUACGCGAGUCUGGCGGCGUUGGUGACAAUGAGCUAUGGACGAAGAUGUCUACAUCUGGCAUGUUCCUGUAUGUGUCAUCGAACGUACGUCAGCUCCUCGAUAAGCAGCCUGAAGACCUUGUCGGUACCAGCAUCCAGUCGCUCAUGCGACAGGAGUCUAAAGUGAAUUUUGGGCGUAUAUUAGAGCUUGCCAGGGGAGGCAGGAAGGGCGAGGUCAAGCACGAGAUGAUCAACAAGCGUGGUCAAGUGCUCCAGGCCUUUACGACAAUCUAUCCCGGCGAUGCAACUGAGGGACAGAAACCCACCUUUGUUGUCGGACAAACACGACUACUCAAGUACUCGCGGAACAGCAAUGCUGGUCGCCCGUCCAUGUACACCAAUUCCAAACUUGAUCGCGACUCUCACAAUUCCAUACACACGCACAUGUCAGGAGCAGCAUCACCUGCUGCAGCAUCACUGACCGGCAACACUGGCAACACUGGAUCGAACACUCCAAUGACGUCAGCCACCAAUCCUCUAUUCGUCACUACAGAAGAAUACCCGGCCACGUACGCGGGACACAACGGCCUGCAGCUUGGACACCAAGACCAGAGUCUUGCUUCCGACGAUAACGUUUUUGAUGAGCUCAAGACAACAAGAAGCACUAGCUGGCAAUAUGAGUUGCGACAAAUGGAAAAGAGAAAUCGUUAUCUAGCCGAAGAGGUACAGAGCCUGUUGGCGGCCAAGAAGAAACGGAAGCGCAGAAAGGGGGCGGGCCAGUUGCAGAAGGAUUGUGCAAACUGUCACACAAGGACAACACCGGAGUGGAGGAGAGGUCCUUCUGGAAAUCGUGACCUCUGCAACUCUUGUGGACUGAGAUGGGCCAAACAGCAAGGACGAGUUUCACCAAGAACAUCUUCUGCCGCAAGCGACAAGAGCAAGAAGAGCGCUUCACCACGCCACUUCACAUCUAACCAUCAAGGCCACCAGAACAUACUGCCACAUUCGACUUCUGAGGGUGGUCAACAGGGCUCUUCGGUGAAGGCCACUUCCAGCAAGCGGUCCCCGCAACACGGAAGCAUUAGCGAAACCCAUGCCGCAAAGGCGGCACGCAUCGAAGUAGUCAAUACGCAUGGCUUCAUUCCACCACCGGCCAUUGACGAAGUAACAGAGCCAGGCUCAGUGUGA